Molecule: messenger RNA, 738 nt
Organism: Vigna umbellata (rice bean)
Lineage: Eukaryota; Viridiplantae; Streptophyta; Magnoliopsida; Fabales; Fabaceae
Source: RefSeq, a predicted model, not a curated record
UCAUUCUAGUGUUGGAUCUUGUAGUAAUAUCUCACAGAAAUUGCCAUCAACUUCUUUGGUGGUUGAAAGUGUUAUUUAUGGCAGAGAUGCUGACAAAGAAAUUAUCUUUAAUUGGCUCACAUCCGAAAGUGAGAAUCAUAACCAACCAUCCAUACUUUCAAUUGUAGGCAUGGGUGGAUUGGGUAAGACCACACUAGCCCAGCAUGUUUACACAAUGACCCAAAGAUGGACACUAUUAAAUUUGAUAUCAAAGUUUGGGUCUGUGUUUCAGAUCAUUUUGAUGUUUUGACGGUCACAAAAACCAUUCUUGAGGCCAUCGAUAAUAAAAAAGAUGAUAACCUAGAAAUGGUUCACAAAAAACUAAAAGAAAAAUUGUCAGGAAGGAAAUUUCUUCUUGUUUUGGAUGAUGUUUGGAAUGAAAAACGAGAAGAAUGGGAAGCUGUGCGAACUCCUCUUAGCUAUGGGGCUCCAGGAAGUAGAAUUAUCGUCACAACACGUGCUGAGAGAGUUGCUUCUAACAUGAGGUCUGAAGUGCAUAGUCUGAAGCAAUUAGAAGAGGAUGAAUGCUGGAAAGUUUUCAUAAAACAUGCACUAAAAGAUGAUGAUCUUAAAUUGAACGAUGAGCAAAAGGAGAUUGGAAGAAGGAUAGUUGAGAAAUGCAAAGGAUUUCCUCUGGCUUUGAAAACAAUUGGAAGUCUUUUGCACACAAAGUCAUCCAUUUCAGAUUGGAAAAUCUGA